CACAAACCAAACCCACCACUGCAACCACCACCACCACCACCAAGAUGCCCGGCCUCACCCCCGAACAACUCACCUCCUUCCAUCAAAACGGCUACCUCGUCCUCCCGGACUACCUCACCCCCACCGAAAUCACCGCCUGCCUCACCGAAACGCACCACCUCCUGGACACCUUCCCCCUCGACACCCACCCCCUCACCCAAUUCACCACCGGCGACAACCCCACCACCACCACGCAACACGUCGGCGACGAAUACUUCCUCACCUCCGGCGACAAAAUCCGGUUCUUCUUCGAACCCGACGCUUUUGCCCCGUCUGACCCCACCUCCCCCACCUCCCGUCCCACCCUCACCAAACCCAAACACCUCGCCAUCAACAAAAUCGGACAUUCGCUACACACCCUCUCCGCCCCAUUCCGCGCCAUCAGCCUCUCCGAAAAGAACGCCGAGAUCGCCAAGUCCCUGGGUUUUAAGGAUCCUCGCGUCUUGCAAAGUAUGGUGAUUUGCAAGCAGCCGGGGAUUGGCGGCGCGGUGCCAUCGCAUCGGGAUAGCGAGUUCUUGUAUACGGAUCCGCCGAGCGCGGUGGGGUGGUGGUUUGCGUUGCAGGAUGCCGGGAGCGGGAAUGCGUCGUUGGGGAUGUAUAGGGGGAGUCAGAGGGUGGGGGUGAAGAGGCGGUUUGUGAGGUUGGGGUCUGAGGAGGGGACAGGGACGGGGACGGGGUUUGAAGCGGGGGAGAAUGUGGGGAGGGAGGAGGAUUUGGAGGUGUUGGAUGUUAAGGCGGGGUCGUUGGUGUUGAUUCAUGGGAAUGUCCUCCAUAAGAGUGAGAGGAAUACCGGGGAUCGGAGUCGUUUUGCGUAUACGUUUCAUGUGAUUGAGGGGGCCGAGGGGUGGACGUAUGAUGAGCGGAAUUGGUUGCAGCCUACGGGGGAGGGGUUUUCGAGGUUGUAUCAGUAGGUUAGAUGUGUGAGUGUGUGUGUGUAUAUGUCAUUGCUAUAUGCUUGGCCGCCAAACCUAAACUCCAGCCCAGGUAUCCAUAAUGUUGUAACAGUUGCUGCUUUUGUAAGACUGUCUCACUUCACUGCGAUGCAAUGCAAUGCUGUACC
Molecule: messenger RNA, 1099 nt
Organism: Aspergillus ibericus CBS 121593
Lineage: Eukaryota; Fungi; Ascomycota; Eurotiomycetes; Eurotiales; Aspergillaceae
Product: phytanoyl-CoA dioxygenase family protein
Exons: 2
Coding region: 45-950 (301 amino acids)
Source: RefSeq, a predicted model, not a curated record